AAAGAAGAAAUGUUGGGGUCCACCUGUUCGUCUCGCCUCCAUCAGUGUGAGGGAGGGUGUGUCCAGUCCCCCCGCCACCUCCGAUGACCCCACCCUCACCCUGUGGCAUGACUGGGCUGCCCCGGAGCCUCUGGGGGUUUGGGGCAUGUCAUGGGGGAUUCUUCAGGGAUCAAGGAGGAAGAGGAAGGGAAGGUGAAGGUGAAGGAGGAGGAGGAGGAGAAAGAUGUGUUCAGGUACAAUGACUUCUUCCUGCUGGGGGAGGCACUGCACAAGCUCCUGGAUGAAGUAGGGAAGCCUGGAGCUGCCAUGCUGUCCCUUGUGUGGUGUGUGGAAGCUUACGUCCCCACACCAAGUGAGGUGCCAGAGUUCUUUGGCGCACUGCAGAGGUUCCAACAAUGGCACUUUGGGGCGCUCCACGUGGCCUGCCGGGAGAGAGCAUUGGUGGAGGAGUGGGAGGAGUACUUUCCACUACAGCUCCUCGAUAAAUCCUCUGAGGUUGUGGCGGGAGUGAUAAAAAACUUCUGGCGUGGACACCUCAGCCUGUGGGAGGAGAGCACCGGGGAGGCUGUGCGGCUGCCCCUGUGUGAGCUGGUUUGUGCCCAGGGCCAGCCACACUCCUCGCUGCUGCCCCGCCAGCAAACACCGCUGUAUUUCCUCCCGACGGCGGAGGUGAUGGCAGACUUUGAUGGGGGAACAAUGUCAUGGGUGUACCUGCAGAGUGGUGCCAUCUACUGCCUCAGUGCAGCACCCUCCUGUGACCUUGAGGACCAGGAGGAGAUGACUGCCGCCCUGCACCUCUUCACUGCCCAGCCUGGGACAGUGACGCUGGUUCGGCUGCAGUACUCCACCUCCCCCCCAGUGCUGAACAACUUGAAGGCCCUGAGCACUAAUGAAUGGAAGAGAGCCAAUGUCGAGGGCCACUUUGACCUCAUCCCAACGCCACAGUUCAAAGGAUACCACUUGAAACUAAACAUGCUGAUUCUGAGUGAAGGAGCCACCAAGGGGAAGGCGUGGGUUGUUUUUCUGAAGGACGCGGAGUGCAUUGGUGAGGACGUGAUGCACAUUAUCAACACCUCAACACACACGAAGAGAAGCAAGGUACCACCACGGGACACUGACAAGGUGCUAGAUCUGCUGAAGGAGACGCCCUGUCUGACUCCUGUGCACAUGAGGGCCUUCUCCCAUCUGUGCCUCCACCUCCCACACCAGAUCCAGGAGAGGCUGACAGCAGCGGGCCACAAGACGAGUGACCUUGAGGCGUCGGAGCAGCAGGAGGUGGAGGCUGCGGCGAGUCAUGAAGUCCUCGGCACACUGAUGGAGAGCCAACCUUCCCCGUGUGUCCUCUCCUCUGAUGUUGUUGAUGUUCCUCCUGAGUCAAGAAUCAACACAACUGAAUGGCCGGAAUAUAUUGCAAUGGAUAUGGGCGAGGAAGAGGCUGAGAUGUCUUCACAAGCACACGGGACCUCUGGGGACUUGCUGGGUGGUCUGGCUCCCCCGCCCAGCAAGGCCAUCCUCACCCUGGAGGCAGCACAACUGGUCAAGCUCUUCUCCAAGACAGGCCGGGCGGCGGACUCAAUCAGGCACAAGAUUAACAAGCACGAUUCCCUUGGUCACUUCCCCUUCAAGUUCACGUCUUCCCUGGAGGACAUAAAGAGCCUGGCGUGGCCUGAGGCUCUGUAUGCCCACCACCACGGCGUUCACUACAACAUUGGAGACAAAAGUGAGAAGUUUGUGGAGCAGUGCAGUCAGGUGGAGAGGAGAUACAUCCGCCAAGAAGUCGCUUCCACCUGCACAGUGUUUCAGGACAAAGAAACGGUGUAUGUGAAAGUCAACACUCACCCUCAGCCCAGGAAAGACUCAAAGGACCUGCCGAGACCCAUACAAAAGCCCCAGACCUUGAGUAGACCAGCAACCAGGAGUGGCAGGCUGGGUGGGGCGAGCAGUGUGCUGGGACGCAAGGCAGUGGUGCAGGGCCGUAGAGAGAGAGCCCAGCCAGUGAGACGCUCCCCUCGCAAACGGCAGCUUCUUAUUCCUGAAAGUGGUCUGCGGAGAUCACCACGUAAGACAAUGAAGAACAAAAUUCCAGGUGGCAGUCUGGCUAACCUCAUGAAACCAGCGGACCUCCUCAAGCCGGCACACAGCAAGGCAUCGGCGAGCAAGGCUGCCAUGCAUGCCAAGAAGGUCCCCAAGCCGGCCGACCUCAGUGACAUACACAAACAGAAACUGCGAGUGGCAGUGGUGGAGUCACUGGAGCGGGAGGGGAUGCGCAUGAAAGACUCACUGUUCAAGGUGUGCUUCAAGAAACUGUUCGCUGUGUGCCAUCCCUUUGCCCUGGAUGUCAUUGGCCAGGGCUCCACCAGCAAGAACAGAAAGAUCGCCACCGCCCACGUCAAGCAGGUCAUUGACUUUGAGCGGCGCAGAGCUCAAAAGGCAAGGAAAUGAUCAGUGUGGGGGGAUGGUGUGUGUGUGUGUGUGUGUGUGUGUGUGUGUGUGUGUGUGUGUGUGUGUGUGUGUGUGUGUGUGUGUGUUGUGAUCGCUUGGUGUUUUUCUGUUUGGAAUUACACUGAAACUUUUUGCUUUGUUUGGUAUGUAUGAUUGUUAGUUGUUUGUUAUUUAUUAUUGUUGUUGCUGUUUUUUUUCUAUAUUUUUAAGUAAUCUUGUCUCACCAUACUUAAAAUAUUUUCCUUUACUGAAGUGGAUCCUUCUGUAUUUCUCACCAUACCUUACCCUUAUCCACCUCAACUAAUCUAACUAUCACAUACAAUCCACUAAUUUCCUUUUUCCACUUAAUACAAACAGCAACAAUAAUAAAUAGCAAAUAAAUAUACAAUGUUAUUUGAAUACAAUAAUUAUUUUAUCUGAGAGUGAGAUAGAGAAAUUCUUUAAUAAUAUUUGUUUACCGUGUGAUAUUUAAAGUUAGGUAAGGUGAUGCUUUUAGUGGGUUUUGCAGGCUGUUCUUUUCCUGGUGGUAUUUUUAACACUAAUCUUGCUAUUGGUUCAUUUUUGGGCAUUUAUCUUGUAACAGGUGAUAUUUUUGGGAGUUUUGAUUAACACUAACAUGAAUUGAAUUACCCGAUUUCAUAUUUUUGAGUAAUUUUAGACAACUUCAUGACAGGAUUGGUGAUCUUGAUUCCUGAUAGCACGUUGACCAAUCGAACAUAUCAAAUAACUUUAAAAAAAUUCAGUACAAUCAUGAAAAAUAAUUAAUUCCUUGCUGUGAUUAUAAUCAAGCAUUCAAUUAUAAUUAAUAGAAGGAAGAAUUCAAUUAUAAUUAUUAGGAAGAGGGAGAAAGAUAACAUAAUUUAAAUAAGUUUUAAUUUAAUAUAGUGUACAUAUAAAUAUAUCGCUCCUCUGACUAGAAUAGUUAUAGGACGGAAUUAUUCUUUGGUGCUGAGGUAACACACAGUGAGGCUCACGAGUGCUGAGCUAUUAAUACUAGUGGUGGGGAAGGCAGGCCCUGUAUAGAAAAAGAUAACUCAAAACUUUUAGUGGGUGAACAGACAGUAUUUGGGGUAUUAGGGAUAAGAUUGUAGUAAGAAGUAAGAUUUGAGGUAGGGGGAGAAAGAGAGAAAAUUAAAUGGGUUAGACAGAGAGAGGGAAAGACAGGGA
Messenger RNA from Portunus trituberculatus (swimming crab), 3609 nucleotides. It is a transcript of the gene mi, whose product is annotated as mdm2-binding protein-like. Gene Ontology annotation, biological process: protein localization to kinetochore; traversing start control point of mitotic cell cycle; regulation of protein ubiquitination. Lineage: Eukaryota; Metazoa; Arthropoda; Malacostraca; Decapoda; Portunidae. Gene Ontology annotation, cellular component: kinetochore. The record is from RefSeq and is a predicted model, not a curated record.